ACACGGCUCAACUUUUUAGUGGAUGGUCACAGCAGCAACGUUUCGCAGGCAAGGCUGACAAGCAAAACUUGAUAUUACCCACCAAUCGAUCCUCUUCGACAAAGCAAGGAAGCAGAGACCCUACCGCACAGUACCAGACAACAAUACAGACAACGAUAGCAGUAUCCUGUCUGAUAACUAUCUUACAACGAGCAAGAUAUUUGAGGAUGGACCCUGAAGCCUUUAGUAGCUCAGGGUCACAAGGGCUGCAGCCAACGGACGUGUCUCUCACCAACGCAGACAGGACCAGUCCCAGUAAUAACAAGAAGUACACCAAGACAUUUCCCUUCUCUGCUCAUCCGCCCAUCUUCCACCCUUGUCUCUGUGGCGACAAUCGAUGCAUUGAGUUAAGGAAGGACUUUUGGGAUCAACGGGAUCCUCUCGGUCGCUAUGCAGUCUACUCGGUGAGCUUCAAAUCGGGUGGACAGAACGAAGAGAAGGCUACAACAGAUAAGACUGAAAAGAGGAAGGCCGCAUUUGAGAAGUGCUUCAAGACCGAUAUUGAGUAUGGAAGCAAGACGAAUUACGUCGCCGCGCUACACUUCCCCAUUGAGCAUUUGGACUAUUGCAAGCAAGUCAACGCCAAGCCGUUCCUGUUUGUUCAAAAAUCUGAAAUGAUGAUACCCAAGGUCUUCAUGCCCAGGGUCACUGGAGGGUUCAAGAAGAACGCGGUCAAGGCAGAGAUGAAAUGGCUCAAGAAGUAUGAUAAAGAAGACUAUCGCUGUGAAGAUUACAAGCGACAGCCAAUUAUCUUUGUUCCUCCUGAAGUGUCAAUUCGGGAGGUCGACUACGCGUUCAAAGCAGAACAAAUGCUCAAGGUAAAGUUCAGUUCCCCAGUGUCAACCAAAUCGACAGAAGAGAGUCACGAAGAAACCGCUGUGGCGACUACCCAGCCAGCAGAGGCUGUAUCCAGGACACCGCCGCAGCUACCCAAGCAAGAGCCUUCUAACAGGGUGCUGCCUGGUUUGGCAGGGAAUGACCACCCCAUGGCGCAGAAUCAUAUGCGCUUUCCACAACAACAUCCACCCCAGUUUUUGGCACGGGGCAACCCUUUUGGUGCCCUACCAGAACAUCCAUUGGGGAUGGUUCCACCUGGCCUUUCCCAGGGUAACCCGCUGUUGCUCCAAAGACUGCAUGGAAUGCAUGGAUUGGUCCCAACCAUGGGAGCUCAUUCCAGUGCAGGGCAUCCCUUUUUAAAUCAGCGGGCUCAGCUGGGCCCCGAGAAACGGUUCAAUAUACAAUCCAUGGACGAAAUGAAGCCUUCGCCAGUGUACCCGCGCCGGUUUGGGAGGUUUGAGCAGAUAUUCGAAGAGUGGAUCGACGAGACCGCCGCCAGUCAUCCGGCGCUGACUGCCACGAAACGAAAGUACCGUGAUGAUGCCAUCCAUGAACUGGAAAGGUUCCAAGAUAUCCUAGAUGAGAAGCGUCCUCCCAUGCCCGACCCACCGGGUGUGACCUGCUAUAGUCAAGCCACAAGGGAUGAACACAUGAAGUUUAUCAAGAAGCGAACCACCUUACAUUACGCACUGGUGGUGCCCAUUGCCAACGGGAUAGGGAAUGGAUUCGUUGAGCUAUUUGAGUGCAUGAAUCCUCAAGAUGUCGGAGUUCUGCAAGCCAACAGGAAGAGAGCUCGCAGUAUUGACGGUCCCAGGACAAGACCCGGCCGAGAUUGGGACCCAGAUGAAGACAAGGGCGACGACGGUUAUGUUGGUGGGCGCCCUGCCAAGGUCAGCAGAUCAAGAGGCGGAAUACCUGAGGAGAUUCAGUGGCCCCUCCAAAGGAAAGGCGAGCAGCAGCUAGAACCAGACGCAAGCCGCGUUGCCGAAGCACCUAUCUCCAACGACGCCAGUGACUCUUCUCCUCUCAUGGGUUUGGAGAUGCUUGCUGAAGCGUGUGCUGCGCUGCCAACCGCGAUGGGGUAUUAUAACAAGGUCCUUUCCCUUGGCACUCCGAACAAAGUUCCGGAGGGAUCAUAUCCCACUGUUCUCGACAAGGGCGAGGCGGACAAGGAAGUGCAAGUCGUUUCGUUCGAAACAAACGAUGCUGCUGCUGAAAACGUGUUUCUGGUUAAGAGCAAGAAUCCUACCAGAGCGUACUGGAAGAUCCCAAAGGCCGACCAGCGCCUUGCGGGUGACAUGGCUGAGUUUGGUGAGAGAUUCCAGGCCUAUGUCCUACCACGAAUUGACGAAGAUGGUGACAAGGAGGUCUUUUAUGCACCACCUCCUGAAGAUGCCGAGUAUGCGACCAUCAAGAAGAUUAACAAGAAAGGGCUCAACGAGUAUUUGGGCCGUGGCGGGCUAGAAAAUCCUUACAAGGAGAUCGCCUUCAUGAAAGAAAUGGGAGAUGAUGACCACGUUCUUAAGUUGAUCGAUGCACUGGAAGAUGAAGAGCAUAUCUACGUUGUGACAGCUUAUCACACGGACGACUCUCUUUUCGAUAAUGUACCCGACGGCUUGGGCUGUUCAGAUGUCAAGGCCAGAGACUGGUUCGGGAAGAUCCUUAGGAUCCUCCAGUUUUUGGAAGAGCAUGGAAUUUACCACAGCGCCUUGACACCAGACAACUUUGUCUUUGUGAAAGACAGGUUAGUUCUCGUUCGUUUGGGCUUGGCAAUACGAGUAACCCAAGGGAAUGGCACUGGCCCGUUCCAAGUUGAAUCAGGAGCCAUGACCGGGGGUAUUCUGUCAUUCCAAGCUCCUGAAGUCCACUCGAAGAGCACGAUUCUGAACACCGCUAGCGCGAAUCUGUGGAGUUCUGCGAUGACCCUCUUCUAUGUUCUGACUGGCAUGACUCCUUUCAGCAUUCCGCACCCUGUGGACCCCGCAUUCAAGGUAUUCCUGACACAGGGAAGCCUCGGUAAAAUGGUGGAUUUCUUCCGAGCUGCCGCGGCAGAGCGUGUCAUAACAGAAGAUGUGCGUGCUUACACUAGCAACAACCUGAGCCCCGAGGCUAUGGAGCUCUUGUCAAACCUUCUGAAGUUUGACCCCGCGAAGCGUUGGAAACUGGAUCGAAUCCUCUCCUCGAAGUGGGUGCUAGGAGAGCAGCACGAAGCCAAAGCGACUGAAUCGGCGAACGGAAAAGGGACUUCUCACGGCGGACAGAGCGAUGAUUCAUCACAAGCGACAAAUUCCGACGUACCCAUGGAAGGUGAGGAAAUCCUCAAUCCUGGUCCUCACGACGUCCUGCUUGGUCGCGGCGCCAGCGCCAACAACCACAGCGGAAACGUGAACUUUCGCAAAUUGGUGAACGAACACAAGAUGCGUUAUUUGGCAUGCACGAAGGUCGAAAAGCCCAACGUAGCUCGCGCUGUGGUGGAGAUCUGGAGGAAGCGGAGCCCACCGGGACGGUUCUUGACCCGCAAAGAUCCUGAAUCCUUAGGGGCGGUUUGGGUGGAGGUUCCCGACAAGAAAGCCCGUGAGAAGGCCUCGCAAUGUCUCCGCGAACGGACACCUGACGUUGUGCCCUAUCUCCGUGCGCUUGGACAGCAACAAGGGCAAAUGGCAGAAGAAUGGAUGCGCGAGAUAAGACAACAGUCAAUGAUGAAGCGAAACCCAGCAGGUUCAGCCAUUGCCCCCAAACCAAACCAAAUGCCGGGGGAGGGAGCGUUGGCGAUGCAACAGCAGCUUAUCCUACAACAGCAAUACAAACAGCAGCAAUUGAAGAUGCACUUGGAGGCUCAAGUACACAGGAACAUCUUGCAAGAGGCGAUGGCGGCAGCUGCUGUUCGCCAGGCCAUGAGAACCGCCAAAGACCCACCGCCGAAACUAUUCUAUACGAAGCAGUACCGCGAUCGGUUUCUCGAGGUUUGGCAGGGAGAUGUAACCAAUCCGAUGGAGCGAACCGACAUAUUGGUGAUUUCGUGUUGUGAAGGGGAUUACAAUAUCACUUGCCCCGAGUCGGUGAUCCGCUCCAUCGAGGAGCGUCACAGAAUCAGCGUCGCCGCCGAGUAUGCGAAUCGGUGUGAAUUUGAUUUCCGCAAGCAACAUGACCUUUGGAUUAGCAAGGCACGAGAUGAUAUGCCCUUUCGCCGACUCCUCUGUGUUUCUAUUAGGGAUGGCGAGCCGCUGGCCAACGUUUACAAGAAGAUCUUUCGGGGCAUUGCUCUGAUGGACAACCAGACAGACUUCAUCGGAAGACGAUCAAUCACGUUCCCCAUGAUCGGAGAAGCUUUUCAUGGCCCGGUCAAGGUGGCCGAGAAUCUUGUUGGUGCUGCAAAGGUCGCCAUGGACGAAAGCGCUACUUGUGGAAAGAUAUUGCUUUACGGUUACGAAACCAAAAAAGCUCUGGCUCUCAAAGACGCAGCCGAGCACAUUCUCCGCAUCCCCAGCAUAGGCCAAGAUAGCCAAUUUGCUGAUGCUGUCGAAAAUCCGGUUCCGCCCGUCGCUGCAAUGGUUGUAGAGACGACAAAGAGUGCCCCCGUCCCUCGCAAGAUAGCCAGUGGACGCUCAUCAUCAGCGACAAUCACCAAGCCUCGCGACAUGGACAUCUUGUUCGGCCGUGGAGGAUUGAGCAACAACCACCCUGGCAAUCAGCACUACAACAAGGUUUUGGAGAAGCGCGCCUGGAACUACUUGCAUCUGACCAAUCGCAAGACCAAGACGGAAUUUGCGUGGGAAGUUGUUCGGCAGCUCAAGAAGGAGGGCGUUCGCUUUUUGCGAAAGGAAAAGGACAUCUAUGUGGAAGCGGGAGAUGAGGAAGCCAGGAAGAAGGUGAGCCAACGUCUCCGGGACCUGGCUCUAGGCGCAAGAGAUCAGAUCAACCGAGAAAAGUCAAGCCCCAGUGCGAAACCACGAGACCCUCCUGCUCGGUCGGACACUGCAAUGCAAAUCUUUGUGAAGACCGUUACCGGAAAGACCAUCGUCGUGGAUGUCCAGCCGCGGGACAGCGUGGAGACAGUCAAGGUCAAGUUACAGCAUAAGGAGGGAAUUCCACGCGAUCAGCAAUGUUUGAACUUUGGGGGGAAACAGCUCGAUGGAAACCGAAGCUUGUUUGAUUACAGCAUUCAAAAGGGGUCCACUCUGCACUUGUCCCUUGUCCCAAGCGGUGAAAGGUAGGCCCCCUCUCUUCCUCUGGUUGAAAAAGAUGGGACUCUCAAGCAGCAAGCGGAAGACACAGGCUAACAGAGUGUACAUAUGAAGACGCCGAGUCGUAGCGUAGCCAACACAACAUU
Molecule: messenger RNA, 5206 nt
Organism: Seminavis robusta
Lineage: Eukaryota; Bacillariophyta; Bacillariophyceae; Naviculales; Naviculaceae
Source: the annotation of a GenBank genome assembly